Molecule: messenger RNA, 1641 nt
Organism: Hansenula ciferrii
Lineage: Eukaryota; Fungi; Ascomycota; Saccharomycetes; Phaffomycetales; Wickerhamomycetaceae
Gene: INV1
Product: Invertase
Exons: 1
Coding region: 1-1641 (546 amino acids)
Biological process (GO): sucrose catabolic process
Cellular component (GO): fungal-type vacuole
Molecular function (GO): sucrose alpha-glucosidase activity
Source: RefSeq, a predicted model, not a curated record
AUGAUUACUAAAAUCUUUUCAAUAUUUUUACUUUUCAGUUUAGUAAUUGCUGCUGAUAAAAAUUAUAAUAGACCUCAAUUCCAUUUAACACCUGAAAAAGGUUGGAUGAAUGAUCCAAAUGGUCUUUGGUAUGAUCAAAAGGAUAAAAUAUGGCAUGCUUAUUAUCAACACAAUCCAAAUUCAACCGUGUUUGCAUCACCAAUAAGUUGGGGUCAUUCUACAUCAAAAGAUUUAAUUAAAUGGGAUUAUCAUGGUGUUGCUGUUAAAGCUGAUAAUAAAGAUGAAGAUAUCUUUUCAGGUUCAAUUGUUAUUGAUAAGAAUAAUACCUCGGGGUUUUUCAAUGAUGAUGUUGAUCCUGAACAAAGAGUUGUUAUGGUUUAUACUAGUAAUUUCCCUGGUGCUCAAACCCAAGCUAUUGGAUAUUCAACUGAUGGUGGGUAUACUUUUAUUAAAUAUGAUGGGAAUCCUGUGAUUAAUACUCAUUCUUCAUCACAAAGAGAUCCUAAAAUGUUUUGGCAUGAAGAAUCUGAAAAAUGGAUUAUGGUUGUUGUUGAUGCACAAGUUUAUAAUUAUCAAAUUUAUUCUUCAUCUGAUUUGAAAAAAUGGGAACAAGUUUCAACUUUCCAAAAAAAAGGUUACUUGGGUGGUCAAUAUGAAUGUCCUGGUUUGAUUAAAGUUCCAAUUGAAAAUCCUGAUGAUGGUCAACCAGAUUAUAAAUGGGUAUUAUAUCUUUCAAUAAAUCCAGGUUCUCCAAUUGGUGGUUCUGCAGUUGAAUAUUUUAUUGGUGAUUUUGAUGGUGAAACUUUCACACCUGAUGAUGGUGCUAGUAGAUUUAUGGAUUUUGGUAAAGAUUUUUAUGCUUUACAAACUUUUGAUAACACUAGAGAUGAAGAUGGAGUUGUUGGUUUAGCUUGGGCUUCGAAUUGGCAAUAUUCAAGUUAUGUACCAACUGAUGGUUGGAGAUCUUCAACUUCAAUGGUUAGAAGAUUUACUUUGAGAAAUGUUAAAUUAAAUCCUUCUGAAACUGGUUUAAAUUUAAUUCAAACACCUGUUUGGGAAACUGAAGAUACUUUAGAUGAUGGAUCUUUGAAAAAUUGGUAUAUGAUUAAUGAAUAUGAUGUUGAAGAUACAAUUUUAAAUAAAUGGUCCAAAGUUGAAACUGAUUUUAAUAGUGAAACUAAUUCAUCUGGUGUUUUGGAAUUUAAUUUAACUUUUGCUAUAACUGAUUUUUCUGCUGGUUUACAAGAUGGUCCUCAUACUUUAGCUGUUAAUAUUCUUUCACAAGAAGUUGAUGGUUCAAAAGAUAAAUUCCAAUUAGUUUUUGAUUUAUUAGGAAGAUCUUGGUAUUUAGAUCGUGGUAACGGGAAUGCAUUUCAAAGAGAUACACCAGUUUUCGAUGAAAGAUUAUCAUUUUAUCAUGAAUCACAACAAACUGGUGAUAAAGGUCCACUUUAUAACAUUUAUGGUAUUGUUGAUAGAAAUGUUUUGGAAUUAUUUGUUGAAUAUGGUCAAUAUGCUUUAACUAAUACUUUUUUCUUUGAUAAUGGAAGAAUUCCAACUUCAAUUGAAGUGGUUUCAAAUUAUGAACAAUCUUUCGCAACAAUUCAAUCUUUUGUUGCUAGAGAAUUGGCAUUGAAAUGA